UUGAUAAUAUUAGAUUAUGAUUAUUUUCAUUUACGCGUCGUUUCGUUAGCCCUACGUUUGAAACUACGAGGCAAUCGAUGCAUUUGAAGACCUACAUACCUCAUACUCUGCUGCUUUCAUGCUUUAUUUUCACUUGUCCUAGCUCCUAGCCAGAUUAUCUACAAAAUAACGCAGUUAAAUGUUCGAGAUGGGACAUUUCUCAUUUGCAAUCCCCCCGUAACCAACCCCCUUACGAAUGUGAUUACCACGUCUGUUUACUCCUUUUGGAGUCGUCUUUCCUAGGUCAUGCCAGCGCUUCCUUCGACUUUACUACUGAAUACCAUUGCCGGUCGAGACGUAACGCUCGAAUCUGUUAUUGCCCUAGUUUCUAAUGCUACUAAUGCUACCAACACAGACGAAGUUGUCCAGGUCAUCUGCGCCUGGCCGGUGUCAGGGCAGUAUGGACCGGGAUCGAGGGUUUUAUACUAUGUCCUUGUAGCAACUUGCGUCUUUGCUCGAAAAGCAGAGUGGCUUAGAAACGCUUGUCUAGCAGCUGCGUUGAUUUUCCCUGCCGUUGCAGCCCUUCAUGGAAUUGUUCUCGCCGCAGUACACGUAGAUACUGCUGUUGAUAUGGACAUCUAUGGGGCCUUUCAGUUUUGCUCGAUUGGAAUACUAGCGGCUCCAUUGUCAGUCAGGAUAUCUCGAACCUAUUUCGAAAACCCUGGCCGGAACAUCAUCUUUCUCUGGACUGGCAUCGUUCUCGCUGGUCUACUUAGUUUAACAGUCGAGUUCUUUCGGACCACAACAUCACCUUGCACGCACGACGAGUCAGGUCGCCCUAUUCCUCUCCAUGACUAUAGAGAUUUCCCCUACGAGAAUGCAUUUUGUAACCUCACCUGCUCCAUCGAGGCAGGGCCUUGGUCUCCCCUACGGCAAAAGGCUACGGAUGAAAUCUACGUCAUACCAGCACCGAAAAGACUUGCGUUUAACGCCGUUACGCUUCUCGCAGCAGCUUGCUGUAUCCCCGCUGUCCUCUCGCUCGUGUCAAUGUGGAAUAAAAUCCUUGAGAUUAACUGGAAGUCAAGGUUCGGUCCAGCAAAAGGGGACCAGCUAAUUGAAGGGACGAAUGGCGCCACCGUCGAGACGAUGAGUAAAGUCAAUCACGUCGUUAGGCUUUUCUUAAGCACCCUAGAGGUUCCUCUAUUCAGCGCUGCGGUAAUCGCCAUUAUCAUAUUUGGCGAAUUAAACUUCUUCAGUCCCGAAGUCUCAUAUCAGACUGAACCGAUGGGUAGCAUAGGACAGUGGGCGCCCCUUGUCGGUACUGGACUUGCUGCGUUAGGAUCUCUUUACAUGCUUCUCGCGGUAGAUAUAGAAGCUUCGAAGAAGGACGCGAACCUGACAGGUCCUAUCCAUCACUGCAAUUGCUCGCGCCAUCAUUUCAAUGACGGACAACCUCCUACUAGACCCAGGGCCAGCUCUUCUCUACAUAGCGGGGACAUUGAAGUCACACACUGCGAUGACAUUACCCAUCCGGAGCAUGACUCAAGAGACUCUCCAUCUAUACAAGAGAUUAACGGUGGUCUUUUCAUUAGUUCCUCUCACUCCGUCGCCUCCCCAAGUACAACCCAUGCUCGAUCUACCUCUUCAAAUAGCGGAAGAGAAACUUCAACCGAACUUGCGCCCACUGAAAGUCGGCCAUCUGUGAACGACAUAGGUAACCGGCGUAAAGUGUACAAUACGCUACUGGUUGUUAGUAAUUAUCUGGGCACGGCAUCGCAGGAUCGAUUCGACGAUUCCGAGUUUAAGCAUGGGAAAGCGAUAGACUUCCCUGAGAUCCCGGCGGAAGAUAAAAGAAAUCCAGACCUACCUCGGGUUAGAGAGGCGUACAACCAUUAUCGCAACGAAGACGAGAGCGCUAGCAUACGGCCAAGAGCAGGUAGCUUCGCCGGUAGUAUUGGCUCUAGAUACAGUAUUGAAGGUAGUCCGGCGAGGACACGAGCAAUAUCAGCCCCACACCCACCUUCGCCCGUAUCGCGUUCAUCAUCACCGUCGCCCUCAACACAUGGAGUUCAGCACUCGAAUACCUUACCAGUUGACCAAAGCUCAUUCGAUGUACAAUCUCAAGAAGCAUCAUCUUCUACCGGGCAGACUAGAGGUAGACCAAGACAACGACGGGACACACUCAAGGUCCCAGUAGUUCAUCCUAGUUCUCCGCGGGCCAUGCAAACCCCUUCGCCAGUUGCGUCUUUUACUACUAUAACUAAUAACCAGGGCUCUCCUUCAAUUGUUAUAUCGCAUGAUCCUGAUACCGGCUCUGCUGUAGACGAUAUUCCUGUUCUCAACCCCCCUACCAUUCGACCGAGCGAGCCAGACCCAGCACCGCAACCGAAAGCCUCGCCCCCACCGUGAAAGGGGCACUUUCUUGGAGGAACGAUUAGAAAAGUAUUUUAAGUAUACCGAGGAAAGAGUUAAACGCAUCAAAACUCCACGACUAUCUUGAUAGACCCCAUUGAGACAUC
Daldinia loculata is the source of this 2498-nucleotide messenger RNA. RefSeq lists its product as uncharacterized. The record is from RefSeq and is a predicted model, not a curated record. The coding region runs from base 286 to 2388 and encodes 700 amino acids. Lineage: Eukaryota; Fungi; Ascomycota; Sordariomycetes; Xylariales; Hypoxylaceae. The transcript is spliced from 8 exons.